AUGGAAAUCAUUGCAAAAGAGGUGGUAAGAGAAUGCGGAAGACUGCCACUUGCACUUGAUACUAUUGCAAAAGCACUGAAACAGAAGCAAAUAAAUUAUUGGGAGGAUGCUUUAAGUAAAUUGAAAAAGUCCAUUGCAGUGGAUAUUAAAGGGGUGACUCACAAAGUUCAUGCUUCACUUAGAUUGAGUUACGAUUAUUUGGAUGGAGAUGAAGCCAAAAUACUAUUUCUUCUUUGCAGUGUAUUUCCAGAUGAUUAUAUGAUUAUUAACAAAGAUUUGCAAAGAAUGAUGUUAUUGGAGAGUAUAGUUCCCAAGCACGCUCCAACAAAUCCUUUCAAUAAGCUAAUAGUCAUACAGAUAAAAAGUUGCAAGCAGUUGAGGAAUCUUUUCUCGUUCUCUAUUUUUAAAGGCCUUUCAAAUCUUCAAAUGAUUAAGGUGACUAAUUGUGAUAUGAUGGAUGAGAUUGUAUCUGUAGAAACUGAAGAUCAGAACACCAUUAGCAUUUCUCCCUUGAUAUCAUUACACCUUGUGGGUCUAAAUAAAGUUACAAGUUUCUGCACCAAACCAUUCAUCCAACAACAUUCACGAACUAUCAUUCCGUUUUUUGAUCAACAAGUUUCUUUUCCUGAAAUGAAGAAUUUAUCUAUUCAUGGAGGAAACAAUUUGGAGAUGUUAUGGCAUAAUGAUGGACCUAGUGCAAGUUCCUUCUGCAAACUUCGGUUUAUAAAAAGGGUGUUUGAAGUUCAAAAGUCGAGUUUUGGUGACAUAAAAGUAGUUCAAUUAAGAAACGUAACUUUAGAUGACCUACCAAAUUUAAAAUACAUCUGGAACAAAGAUGUUGGUGAUGUUCUGACAUUUCCAAAUCUAAAGAAAGUCCUGGUUACUGGUUGUCCAAAGUUGAAAAGAAUUUUUCCAGCUUCCAUCACCAAAUGUGUUGAAGAAAUGGAAUGUUUAGUGGUGGUACUGUUUCGGAACUUGAGUAGUUUGACAGCUUGCAAUGAAGGAGAGCUUUUGGGUGAUGUCAAAGUUUCUCACACUCAAAAGUCUUACAUUGGUUGGUUGGUAUACGUAUUUGGAAAUGAGACAGAACAUGACAAUAUCCAAAGACGAUGUGGACAUUUGAAGAAGUUAAAAUUGAAGAACCUUUCUAAUCUUACGCAGGUGUGGAAGAACAUGAAUCAAACGACCACAAUCACAUUCUUCAACUUGACUGAUCUUGAUGUCAGUAAUUGCAAUGGAAUGACGAAUUUGUUUAGCUCUUCAAUGGUAAAGAAUUUGGUGAAUCUUGAGAAUAUUAAGAUAUAUGGUUGUAGAGGAAUCACCUCUAUAGUUGCUGUAGAAGAAGAAGAAAAUGGUGAAAUUAUCCUCAACAAACUGACUAGUCUAGAAUUAAAUGAUUUACCUAGACUUAACAUGUUUUCACUCUGGAAAAGGCACACUUAA
Messenger RNA from Benincasa hispida (wax gourd), 1443 nucleotides. The record is from RefSeq and is a predicted model, not a curated record. NCBI's taxonomy places the organism in Eukaryota, Viridiplantae, Streptophyta, Magnoliopsida, Cucurbitales, Cucurbitaceae.